Molecule: messenger RNA, 1649 nt
Organism: Cinara cedri
Lineage: Eukaryota; Metazoa; Arthropoda; Insecta; Hemiptera; Aphididae
Source: the annotation of a GenBank genome assembly
AUGAGAAAUGUAAGCUCAUUGUUCAAUGAUAUAAUUCAACAACUGAAGACUGAACUAGAAAAAAUUGAAUAUGUUUGCAUUACUGCAGAUUGUUGGAGUAUAUUCCACAGGUAAAAUAUUAUUUUUAAUUAUCAAAAAACUAAAUUUUUAAUUGUCAUUUAAUAAUAAUAUUAAACCUAUAUUUACAAAAUAUAUUUAUUGUAGAUCAUAUAUGGGUUUUACAAUUCAUUGGCUGAACCCAAAUACAUUGGAACGUAAUUCCUGUGCACUUGCUUGUAGACGUAUAUUAGAAAGGCAUACAUAUGAUAAUAUAGCAGAAAUAAUUGAAAAAGUCCUUACAGAAUUUGAUAUACAGUCUAAAACCACUAUAAUUGUCACAGAUAACACAGCAAAUUUUGUAAAAGCUUUCAAGUAAGUUCUAUAUUUUAGAAUUGCCUGUUUAUAUUAGUUAUGAAUGUUAUGAUUUAUAAUAAUGUAUUUUAAUGAAUUUAUUAAGCUAUGAUCGUACACCAACAUUUUAAAUUUUAUUUAGAAUUGUAAUUUACAAUAUACACAAUUUUGAUAAUCAGAUUUUAUUUUAACUUUUUCAACAGUAUAAAAAAUAGUAGAAUUAAUUAAUCUCUCUAAACGCUGGUGUACGAUCAUAGUUUGUUUUUACUUUUUAUAAUAUAUACUAAUUGUAUAUAUUUAUAUAUUGUUAUUUUUUGUAAUAGUUAUUCAUUUUAUUUUUAUAAUUACAAUUAUAAUUACAAAUCCGUAGUUGAUCAAUGUUCGGUUAUUAUUUGCUAUGUCAGUGGUACUACUAUUCAUGAAAGAUUAGUCGGUAUUGUCAAAUGUACCUCUAGUAAAAGAAUUAAUAUGGUUGAAUUAAUUUUGAAAGUUUUCAAUAGCUUGAACUUGGAUCCCAAAAAGAGUGUUGGUAAUUCUAUUGACGGAGCAGUAAAUAUGAUUUUUUGCUCAACUGAGCAAUGUGGCAAAAAAUCAAAUACAUAUAUAGUGUUACACUCAUGUUUUAAACUUAGUUAUUGGAGAUGUAACUAAUAAAAUUCUUCAGUCUAUUAAUUUAUUUGGAAUACUCAAUGGAUGUGCUGUUUUUAUUAAAGAAUCCCAAAAGUGUAUGGAUGUGUGGACUAAUAAAAAAAAGAAUAAACGAAUAUGUUAUAUAGAUGAGACUAGAUGGUGGUCUAAACAUAGUGCGUUAUCUAAAGUGUUUGGUCAUUUUAAGAAUCCAGAACCUAGUUUAUUUGUGGAACUUAUAACUAUAUUAAUUGAGAUUAAAAAUAACCUUUCUAUUACAGCUGAUGCUUGGUUUAAAGCAAUAGGUUCGAUUAUGCAAGUUUGAAACUGUUUUAACAGCUCAAAUUUAUUUGCGGAUUUUUCAAAAAACUACUCCGCUUUCUAAGUAUUCACAAGGUCAUGGAGUAAAUAUGAUGACAUAUUAUCAAAUGGUUCUGGCAACACUUGAAGAGCUUAAACUUAAUGCACGUGACUUCUCAAGUAUCAAGGAAGCAGCAGACAAUUUUGUUGCAUGGGCAAAUAAUAAAUUAGAAAUUGAAGACACUGAAGUAGAAGUUAGCCAUAGUUUUCCAGAAAUAAGAAAAAAAAAAGAACACGGAAAUUUGCCUAUGAAUCAACUGAUGAUCUACUAG